GAUCCGAAUUCACUCUCUCUAAACUCCCUUGUAAAAGUGACCGUGCAUUCUCUGUUAUAAUAGAAAUCGGGCUACAGGUAUUCCACUUAAAGUCCUACCGGUCAUUCUGAGUGUUUUUACUUUCUUUACUUUACUGAAUCAAGCCAACUAUUCUAGACCCGGUCUAGUAUAGUUUGACCGGUCAAGUAAUUUACACCAUCAUUUUUGGCGCCGACCGUGGGACCGUUAAGGUUUCUUCUCUUCUAAACACAAACCUACCCACAAAAACACCACUCAAAAUGUCUUCCAUUCAACAAAUCAACGCUACUUCCACUCAGAUGCAAACCACUGCUGAGGGAGCCAGUAUCCCCAUGGUUGCUACCCUACCGGCUAUUUCCACCCCGGUGCUGCCGUUGGGUCUGAGCUUAGUCCCAACACCUAGCGUGGUCAGCCCAUUCACGACCCCCGUCCAUUCCGCUGGGCCGAGGGUCACAUUCCCACCGAGCAUGACUCAGUUCAUGAACGAUCCGGCCAACCUGCAGGCCAUCCUGGGCUUUGGCCAGGUCAUGGCCAUGUGCCAGCAGAAUGGGGGGAUGCAAUUUCUCCCUGACGCCGGUACCGCAGCCAGCACCGUAGCCCCUGUCAACCUGACUGGCGCGCUUAAUGCUGCAGGGCCGUCGUGUCCCCCGCAAGGUACGAAUCCACAGAUUACCCCUGAUGGUCACUGCGUCUCAGUUGAGAGCGGAGACGAGGAGUGGGACAUCCCGAGGGCCCACAAGAAGAAGAAGGGAAAAACUAUCCGCCCAGCAAUUUCCCGAAACUCCGCCUUCGAAAGGCUGGGGGACAGAGAGGAAGGCCAGAGAAAGUCAGCCAAGCUGAGGCUGGGGCAAAGCGUUGCUCAUGUCAGCGCGUUCGCCCGAUUAGGCGAGGGGAGGGAGGCCGAGCCUGCCCGUACCCUGAGCUCCUGGUCUAACCGGCAGGAGCCAGCAAGGACGAGGGCCUCUCGUCAAGAAGAAGAAGCAGAAAGCCAGCCUAGGGUGCCGGUGGCUAACCGGUUAACCAUCCCGAAUGACCGCGUCCAACAGACGGAGGCAAAACUGGAAAGGUUGGAGAAGAAGGUCGGGGAGAAGAAUGACCGGGACAAACCCCUUGCAGGGUCCCCGUUCACCACAAGGGUCCAUCUGACACCUUUCCCGCGAAAGGUCAAGAUCGAUGCCCCUAGGUUCACCGGGAAGGAGGAUCCAGAAAUCCACCUGGAUUCUUUCAAUCAAAGUGCAACCAUGAACGGUUGCACAGACGAAGAAAAGUGUCUGCUUUUCUUCCAAACCCUGCGGAAUCGGGCUAUUGAAUGGUUCAAUAAACUUCGCCCGGGAAGUAUUGAUUCAUUUAGUGACUUGGCCUCAAAAUUCAAGGCCAAGUUCCAGGAGAACUGUACUAAGAGGAAGAAAUUCACCUAUCAUAGUACAGCCGGGCAGAGGGAAUCUGAGAACCUCACUCAAUUCCUUACCCGGUGGAAGGAAGAGGUAGACAAGGUGGAAGAGAUGGAUGACAAAACCGUCUUGUCCCUUCUCUUGAAUGGCCUACGUGCCAGGGAACUAUACAAGGAAUUUUGCCGGAAACCCCUGGCCACGUAUCAGGAAGCCUACCACACUGCAUGGGAGUUUGCUGAGGCUGAAACUCAACUCCGGGCGAAGAAAGAGGCUGAGCAUGGCUACAAACCCAAACCGGUGCCAGUCAAGAAGGAAGAAGCACCGGUACCCAACCGGCCAAGGCACCACUAUGACCCGGUAGUCCGAGUGGUCAACACAGAAGAAUGCCAGGAGGUAAGGAAAGCACCAGCUUCCUUCCCGGUCAAUCCUCCGGAAGAUCCUACCGGUCAACUGGGACGACAAUGGUCGGGCACGUAUUGUUUGUACCAUAGGUCAGAUUCCCAUAACACUUCCAAAUGCAAGAGUGUUAAGGGAGUCAUCCGACAAAUGAUAGACAGCGGGGAGCUUGGCAAGGAUUAUUUGCAGAAGGCCCAGGAGAAGAGCCACCAGUGGGUUAGGCCAGCAGCCCAAGGGAAUGACCGGGACAACGACCGGCGAAGGAAUAACCGGCCGAGGGAGCAACAACCUGCCCCUGAGAAAGAGCAUAUCGAAAUGAUCUUUGGCGGGCCUGAAGGUGGAGAUUCAGCCGCGCAGCGGAAGAACUGGGUCCGGAGUAUUUACGUUGGUGAGGUAAGUGCUGAACCGGCCAGGCGUAAGCAUACUCGGAGGGAGCCGAUCGUCUUUACUGACCGGGAUCUCCCUCCUACCGGUGAAGAUCACAAUGAUCCAUUGGUCAUCACCAUGGACAUUAAUGGGGUGGAUGUCGCUCGGGUACUUGUUGACACCGGCAGCAGUGUCAACAUCUUAUACCUGGAGACUUUCCAAAAACUCAGGUUGUGUCGGACACAACUUGAACCCCUCAAAACCCCUCUCUCAGGCUUCACGGGAGACACCGUUGAAGCUGAAGGAUCCAUAGUUCUACCGGUCGAACUAGGAUCAGGGGAGAAGACCGUGUGGAAGAAGAUGCGGUUCAUCGUUGUGGACAUUAAAUGCGUCCACAACGCAAUUCUUGGAAGGCCAGGCAUCAAUAGAGUUGGGGCGGUGAUUUCCAUGCCUCAUCUAUGCAUGAAGUUCCACACUCCAGGUGGUGUGGGUGAGGUGAAGGGUGACCAGAGGAAUGCCCGGGAGUGCUAUGCCCGGGCAGUCAAGAAGAUGACCAAGGGGGUCAACGUCAUCUCCCAGGAAAUCACCAAGGGAGAGACCCGGGAGAAGUUGGAGCCAGAAGCAGAAACGGUGGAGAUUGAACUUCACCCGGGUGAUUCAUCAAGGAUGGUCAGAAUUGGAGCAAACCUCCCCGAAGAUCUCAAGGCAGAGAUUACACGGAUUCUCCAAGAAUACGCAGGCAUAUUUGCAUGGAGCAUGGCAGAUAUGCAUGGGAUUGACCGCUCAAUCAUCUGUCACCGGCUGGCAGUAAGGGAUGGAAGUCGACCGGUACGCCAGAAGAAGAGGUACCUGGCCAGUGACCGGCGAGACUUCGUCAAGAAAGAGGUGAAGGAUCUCCUUAGUGUUGCAAUCAAAGGGAAGGCCCUUGCGGACUUCCUUGUGGAAAUGACCGGUAUAACUCCAGAUGCACCGGUCGACAAGCCUACCGAGCAAUGGUGGGAGAUGGCAGUAGAUGGGGCAUCCGGUCCUAAAGGGUACGGGGGUGGUAUAGUGUUUACCACCCCAGAAGGGUUCAAGAUCUACCAUGCAAUCGUCUUCAACUUCAAGCUAACGAAUAAUGAAGCAGAAUAUGAAGCUCUAGCUGGAGGGCUCAGACUUGCCCUAGCCCUGAAAAUCAGCCGGGUCAGUAUCAAAUCUGACUCUAGUCUGAUUGUGGGGCAAGUGACCGGAAUUCAAGAUUGCCCAAAUCCCCCGGGCGGAAAAUGCGGAUGCAGACCUUCUCUCCAAAUUGAAGCAAUAUGCUCCCGAGCAUGUUUCAAAACUUGCCCGGGUGGAAAUCCUGCCAGCAUCGAAAAAUUGGAAGUCGCCGCCAUAACAGCAGCAGGCCAAUCUGACCGGUCAAACCUGGUCGGGGCGGAUGACGAUUGGAUGUACGAUCUAAUGGAAUAUUUGAUGGAUGGGAGCUUGCCAGAACAAGAUGACCGGGCAAGAAAAGUGAAGCUCCGGGCACCUCGGUUCCAAGUCCUUGAUGGGAAACUGUACAAGAGGGCGUUUGGGGGACCCCUACUGAGAUGCCUAACCAACCGGGAAGCUGAGCGAGUCAUAGCCAAAGUUCAUGAAGGCGUGUGUGCGGCGCAUCAAAUGUUCCGUACGCUUUCCCAACGCAUCAUCUUGUUGGGGUAUUACUGGCCAACAAUUGUCCAGGAUUGUGAGAGAAGGGCUCAUGGGGAAACUCCAUUCUCCCUAACCUAUGGGUGUGAAGCAAGGCUGCCCAUCGAAGCUGAAUUCCCCACGUUUCGGGAAUCAAAUUAUCAACCACAGCAGAAUGAGGAAGAUCACUUGGCCGAACUCAACUUGGUCGAAGAGCGGAGAAUGGCCGCGGAAGAUAAAAUGAGCACAUAUCAACAAGUCGUGAAGAAGUACCGCGACAACAAGGUUGGACCACGAUACUUCCAAGUUGGAGAUGAAGUCCUACGAAGAAGAGAGGCUAGUAGACCGGGUGAUGGGGGGAAGCUGGCCAAGAACUGGGAGGGCCCAUACCGGGUGAGAGCCAUCAUUCGACCGGAAACCUAUCGGUUAGAAACUUUGGAUGGCAUACCGGUGGAGAGGACUUGGAAUUCCCAUCAUCUUCGCAAGUUCUGCAAAUGAUUGUAACACUAGGCAAGGCCUACUUCUAUUAAAUAAAGGAAGUUCAG
This is a messenger RNA of Cuscuta campestris, 4366 nucleotides long. Lineage: Eukaryota; Viridiplantae; Streptophyta; Magnoliopsida; Solanales; Convolvulaceae. The record is from the annotation of a GenBank genome assembly.